UUCUUAACUUAUUUCUAUCGACCGAAGUUCCAACAUAUAUACAUUUCUAUAACUCGGGAUUAAGCCAAGCUUCAAUGGCUAUCCCAGCUCUCAAUAUCAACCUUAUAAUCGGCCUCCUAUUGCUCAUUGCAGGUAGUGCACACUCGGACCUGAUCUUCAACUACGAGAACCGUUGCACUUACCCGGUAUGGCUUGCAGCCAGCCCGUCAAUUGGUGAUGCUGAUCCUGAGCGUGGUCCGGGAACUUUAGAGAUAUUCUUUAUGCCCGAUCAAUGGACUGGUAGCAUUUGGGCUAGAACCAAGUGCACCACCAACGCCUCAUAUUAUUUUUCAUGCGAAACUGGAGACUGUGGAUCUGGCAUAAUAAAUUGCCAAAACCCACCACCUACUUACCCCGUGACCUUACUCAAUUUCGAUAUUAAACAAUCGGUGGUCUCCUAUGAGGUGAGCUUGAACCACGGCCACAACUUGCCCGUCCGAAUCCAACCGGUUGGGGGGUCUCUAAUCGAUGGAACCGGGUCGUGUCCUAUUGUAGAUUGUGUUGAAGAUGUGAGUAAUGUGUGCCCGGGUAACCUAGUGGCCACCAACAAGGAUGGUUUGUAUGUUGGGUGUUACAGUGCGUGUGAUGAGUUAAAAGAUCCAAAAUAUUGUUGCACAGGAAACUUUACUGGUCCACAGGCUUGCCAGCCUAAUGAGUACUCGCAAAGGUUCAAGCAAUUAUGCAAACUAGCCCACACCUAUCCCGGUGAUAAUCAACCUCCGAUUUAUAAAUGCUCUUCUGCAACGGGUUACAAUAUUACCUUUUGUCCCUCGUAAAUUUACCAUGUCAGAAACACAGGAAUCAAUGUUGUUGUUGGAGAUUUUUGGCAAUUUCAAAAACAAAUAACAAAGUUAUCGAGGGAUCUUAAUGAAAAUGUUUAGAGUCUGUGACUCUUUAAUC
This is a messenger RNA of Juglans microcarpa x Juglans regia, 939 nucleotides long. RefSeq names its product thaumatin-like protein 1b. Gene Ontology annotation, cellular component: extracellular region. The transcript is spliced from 2 exons. Lineage: Eukaryota; Viridiplantae; Streptophyta; Magnoliopsida; Fagales; Juglandaceae. Gene Ontology annotation, biological process: defense response. The record is from RefSeq and is a predicted model, not a curated record. Bases 75 to 815 code for a protein of 246 amino acids.